Penicillium vulpinum is the source of this 411-nucleotide messenger RNA. Its product is annotated as putative quinol monooxygenase. The record is from RefSeq and is a predicted model, not a curated record. The coding region runs from base 1 to 411 and encodes 136 amino acids. The transcript is spliced from 3 exons. NCBI's taxonomy places the organism in Eukaryota, Fungi, Ascomycota, Eurotiomycetes, Eurotiales, Aspergillaceae.
AUGUCCGAAAUCAACGUCACUGCGGUUUUCUUUCCAAAGCCAGAGAAAUUUGAAGAAGUAGCUACUCUGGUAACCGAAGUCAUCAAACAGGUGCAAGAACACGAACCUGAUACACUGCUCUAUUACGCAUUUAAAAUCAAGGAAAAGAAUGAGAUUGUGAUUGUUGAGAGGGCGCGCCUCGGCACAAUCUACUUCACAUAUAUCCAUGGAUAUAUCUUUCCCACAAUUUUCAACAACACUCUGAUCAUCGCUACAAUAUAUAGGUAUAAGAACCAGGCAGCGAUCCAGACCCACGUCAAAUCAGCCUAUUUCCGAUCCUUCUCAGGAAAAUUACCCACUUUGUUGACGAAGCCGGCGGAGAUCAGGGCAGGUGGAUUCCUAGGUGGUUCGCGGGGGGUGUCGCGACUGUAG